AGCUCAGUUGAAGGGUCAGGACAGCUGAAGGAGUGGGCCGUCCCUGGUUCAGCUGGUGUGGGCUAACAGCAGACUGACUGCACCUCUGAAUCCUCUUUCCAGGCUGGAAACCUAAAACUCUGCGAUAAAGAAGACCCACUUUUGUUUGAUUUGAAGCCCCUGAAAGGCUCUUCAAGCUCCCCCUGCCAGGAACGAUGGCUCUACCGCUAGACCCCAUGGACGAACCCAGGAUGUACCAGCAGACGCUGCUCCAGGACGGCCUGUUUGACCUGCUGGAGAACGACAAGCUGGUUGACUGUGUGCUGAAGAUCAAAGACAAGGAGUUCCCCUGCCACCGGCUAGUCCUGUGCGCCUGUAGCUCGUACUUCCGCUCCAUCUUCCUGUCCGACCUGGAGGAGAGCAAAAAGAAAGAGAUUGUGUUGGAGGAUGUGGAGCCGGGCGUCAUGGGGCUGAUCCUCAAGUACCUCUACACCUCUAAAAUCAAUGUGACGGAGCAGAACGUCCAGGACAUCUUCGCGGUGGCUAAUGUGUACCAGAUCCCUUCAAUUUUCACAGUUUGUGUGUCUUUCCUACAAAAGCGCCUGAGCCUCAGCAACUGUCUGGCUAUCUUCAGGCUGGGCCUGAUGCUGGACUGUCCCAGGUUGGCCGUCUCUGCUCGAAACUACGCCUGCGAGCGCUUCCAGCUCAUCUCCAGAGAUGAGGAGUUCCUCCAGCUGCUCCCCAGCGAGUUGGCAGCCAUUUUAGCAAAUGACAAUCUGAAUGUGGAGACAGAGGAGGCAGUGUUUGAGGCUUUGAUGAACUGGGUGUCCCGGGACACCGACAGCAGAGAGAAAGAGCUGCCAGGUUUGCUGGAUUGCGUUCGUUUGCGUCUGGUCAGAGAGGAUUACUUGACGGAAAAAGUGGAGAAACACAAACUGAUCUGCUUUAAUCCUGAGCUGCAGCAGAAAAUCCAGCUGGUUAGGGAUGCUCUCGCCGGGAAAAUGCCGGAGGUUAAAAAAAGCAAAAGUAAGAAGGAGGAUGGUGGAGUGGAGAAAGACGGAGAGAAUGAGGAAGAAGAGGAAGAAGAAGCUCUUCUCCCAGGAAUCCUGAAUGAUAACCUGCGAUUUGGCAUGUUUGUCAGGAACUUGAUCCUGAUGGUGAACGAGGCCGGGGCCGUGGCCUACGAUCCGACAGGCAACGACUGCUUCUUAGCAUCACUUUCCACACAGAUUCCCAAGAACCACACCAGCAUGGUCACCAAGGAGAACCAGAUCUUUGUGGCAGGAGGAUUAUUCUUUGACGAGCAGAACAAAGAAGAUCCGCUGUGCUCAUAUUUCCUACAGUAUGACCCGGUCAGUGCUGACUGGCUGGGGAUGCCCCCCCUCCCGUCUCCCCGCUUCCUGUUUGGGCUGGCCGAGGCGGAGAACUCCAUCUUUGUUAUGGGCGGGAGGGAACUGAAGGAGAAGGAGCACACGCUGGACUCAGUGUUGGUCUAUGACAGACAAUCUUUUAAAUGGGGUGAAUCAGAGCCACUUCUUUACCCGGUCUAUGGACACGCAACAAUAUCCCACAAUGAUGUUGUUUAUGUGAUUGGAGGAAAGGGAGACAACAAGACCUGUCUAAAUAAGCUGUGUGCAUACGAUGCCAGGAGAUUUGAAUGGAAGGAGCUCGCACCCAUGAAGGUUGCACGUUCUUUAGCCGGAGCUACCUUUCAUAAGGACAAAAUCUAUGUGGCAGCAGGAGUCACCGACACUGGGCUGACUGACUCUGUGGAGGUGUACGACAUCGCUACCAACAAGUGGUCAGACUUUGUGGCGUUUCCCAUGGAGCGUAGCUCUCUGAGCCUGGUGUCUUUGGCUGGCGUGCUGUACGCUGUAGGAGGUUUUGCCAUGAUGCCUUUGGAGGACAGCGAGGAGAUGAUUCCCAAAGAGAUGAACGACAUCUGGAGGUUUGAUGAGGCAGAGCAGAAGUGGAAUGGGAUCCUCAGAGAGAUCCAGUACGCUACAGGGGCCACUAUUCUAGGGGUCCGCCUCAACACCCUGCGUCUCACCAAGAUGUAAAAGCUCCUCUGGUCCCUGCUUACUAACAGAAAUCUGUGCACAGCAUUAGUAUAAAGACUUAAAAUCAACUUACUGUGGUGUUCAGAUUGUGCUGAUAGAUUGUACUUCUGGCAUAAUAUCAUGUUCAAUUUUCUGUUUUGAUUGAAAACAUUUUUAUAUACGAGUGUUUCAGUGAUUGCGAUUGUAAAACUGUAAACAAUCUGUAGCCCAUUGACAUUUUUUGCACUGUAAUGGAAUAAAAUUUAAGAAUUUAACACCACCUUGACAAUCAAGGGCAAGAAGUUGUUCAUUUCC
Messenger RNA from Centropristis striata (black sea bass), 2333 nucleotides. It is a transcript of the gene klhl40b, whose product is annotated as kelch-like family member 40b. Gene Ontology annotation, molecular function: protein binding. The coding region runs from base 195 to 2039 and encodes 614 amino acids. The transcript has 6 exons. The record is from RefSeq and is a predicted model, not a curated record. Lineage: Eukaryota; Metazoa; Chordata; Actinopteri; Perciformes; Serranidae.